AGUAGUAAAAGUCUAGGAGAGAAUAAACACAAAGCAUCCCACACAAAACGAAGCGCAUGUUAAGACGGGCCAUCUAGGAAGGUGCCAUGCCAUAGAAUUGCACAAAUAAAACUCACUUCCGAGUCUCUGGGUCAAAAUUUACAAUUUCUUCACGUCUUUACUAUUUUUUGUUACUCCACUUCUCCAACCUUUUCUUUUUCAUAAACUUCUACAAGUAUAUACAGUAGUAAAUUUUCAGAAAUAUUUUUCAAUUCAAUUUCUCGUUUGUUUGAACUUUGUAAAAUCUUUGACAUUUAAAAUUUUCAAUCUUGAAGGAAUUGAAAAUGGCUCUGUUUGUUGGGUCAGUGUUCUUGUUUGCUUCUUUGCUGUUUCUGAGUAGAGACAUUCUUGCUAUUUCUGGAGAUUGUGAUCCUAUUUACAAAAUUUGUGUAGAACAAUGUCAGAAGUCUGGAUGCAUUCAGAAUAAAUGCUUCAACAACUGUGGAGUCUCCCCGGACAAUAAACCUGCUAAAGGCCCAUGGUAUCUCCAAGAACCACUUUAUCUCCGGUGGAAAGAGUGGGACUGUCGCAGUGAUUGCAGGUACCAUUGUAUGCUUUCAAGGGAGGAAGAGAGAGCAAAACUUGGAGACAAACCCAUCAAAUAUCAUAAUAAGUGGCCAUUUCACCGUGUUUUUGGCAUUCAGGAACCUGUUUCUGUCGCUCUCUCGCUGCUUAAUCUUGGCCUAAUAUUUCAUGGGUGGGUGUCAUUCUUUAUCCUUCUAUACUACAAGUUGCCUUUGAAGCCAAAUGGGAAGUGUUAUUACGAAUACACUGGUUUAUGGCUUGUGUAUGCGAUCUUAUCCAUGAACUCCUGGUUUUGGAGUGCUGUUUUCCAUGGCAGAUACGUGGAAUUAACAGAGAACUUGUACUAUUCUUCAAGAGUGGCACUUCUUGGGUUUUCACUCAUUAUAUCCAUAAUUCGAUCUCUAGAUGUUACAGUUGAGGCUGCCAGAGUGAUGGUUGCUGCUCCACUUAUUGCAUUUGUGACUACUCACAUACUCUUUAUCAACCUGGUAGAACUUGAUUAUGGCCUAAACAUGGUGGUCAGUGGCGGUUCUGGGCCGGAGCAAGGUGGUCGACGGAUAAGUUUGGCAUAAUAUCUUAAAAUUGUAGUUGGUGUAGUGGUUAGAGCAAUUGUCUUGUGUAUCCAAGGUCUUGGGUUCAAGACAUGCAUCAAUCAAUUAUCUAAAUUUUUGGGUAGCUGACAGCUGGCUUGAUACAUUGAAUGUAGACAUGUAUUCAAUAGUCUCAGAAACUCCGCCCAAAAAAAUCUGAUUUCCUUUUUCGGUUUUUCCCCAAAAAUUUUCAAUCUAUUAUUUCAAUUCCAAAAAAAACUCUACAUCUUCUAAACUUUAUAUUUUUCAUUUACUUUCUUUUUUUAUCUUCUUCAUAAUCUACAAAUAUUCAAUUAAUUUUCAAAAUUUUCAUCUCCCAAAAUUAAUUUUCCCAAUAUUAGUUCAUAUUUCAACGGUUAAAUCUUCAAUUUGAAGAUGAAAUUAAUUAUUAAACCGUUGUUAAUCUCCCCAUUUUUCCUAUAUAUAAAUUUUAUUUACUCUUUCAAAUUUAAGGUCCCAUUUUAAAAAGUUGAACAAGACCCCAUAAAUAAUUUGCAAUUUUAGCCCCGGCACUGAUGGUGGUGAUGGUUGUAAUAGCUACAGCCCAGCUCCUUUUCUGGGCAAUCUGUGCCAUUCGUUCCCAUCAGCCAUCACGCUGGAAGCUGUUGGUCGUGGUUGUCGGGGGAGGCGUUUCGUUACUUCUGGAGAUAAUCGACUUUUCUCCAUACAAGGGGUUUAUCGAUGCACAUGCCUUCUGGAAAGCCAUUUCUGUACCCCUCACUUACAUCUUGUGGAGCUUCGUCUGUGAUGAUGCUGAGUUCACUACAUCUACUCUGAUCAAGAAAGCAAAAUAGCAUCACCUAGCCAAAUAUCACAGUAUGUUUUCGCGGCAAAAAUCCUUGUACAUUUCAUUCGUUCUUUGUUCAUUCUUUUGACAUUACUCCAGAUUUUAUACUCAAGGGUAAUACUGAAAUACUACUGUCAAACUGAACUGCUCGCUGCUGGCUUGCUGGCUAUAAAAGCUAAAUUAGCAUAGCCUUCCACUUCAGGCACUACAUUUUGUGGAUUUUGAUUUUUGACCGAAGUUUGUCAUGUUAGCA
This is a messenger RNA of Chenopodium quinoa (quinoa), 2194 nucleotides long. Its product is annotated as post-GPI attachment to proteins factor 3-like. Gene Ontology annotation, biological process: GPI anchor biosynthetic process. The record is from RefSeq and is a predicted model, not a curated record. NCBI's taxonomy places the organism in Eukaryota, Viridiplantae, Streptophyta, Magnoliopsida, Caryophyllales, Amaranthaceae. Gene Ontology annotation, cellular component: endoplasmic reticulum membrane. The transcript is spliced from 5 exons. The coding region runs from base 324 to 1136 and encodes 270 amino acids. Gene Ontology annotation, molecular function: hydrolase activity, acting on ester bonds.